Molecule: messenger RNA, 516 nt
Organism: Giardia duodenalis
Lineage: Eukaryota; Fornicata; Diplomonadida; Hexamitidae
Exons: 1
Coding region: 1-516 (171 amino acids)
Source: RefSeq, a predicted model, not a curated record
AUGGAACUGGACAAGUGUGAGUUUGGUGAAGAGUGGAGCCGGUGUGAAGAAGUGCUAGGGUCAUGCCUGCAAACGGGUGGAUGCUUUCUCACAUUUGACGAACUUAGCAAUGUGCUGCUAAGCUCCGGGUUUGCUACAAGUGGAGACUCUCUAAACGAGGUACUAUCGGCUUUGCAAAUACAUCCAGAGAGAAGGUACACUGUGUAUGAUGUUGAAAGAGCAGCUAUUCUUUUGACCAAUAAACCUCAGGAGGAUGAGAUCUUCACGAUGCUGGUAGAAACCCUUGAUCCAGCGUCUACUGGAACAAUCCACAUCAACCAACUGAGGUGUCUGCUCGAGAAGUUCGGAGCCAGUGUAGCAGAUACGAGAUGGGCCCACUUUCAAAACGAACAUGCGCCCGAUGGCAGUGAAAAAUUCACAUAUGAACAGCUACGCGCCAUCCUAAGGAAAUGCAAGGAUUCCAAAAAUCAUGAACCAAGCAGUGAUGGACGACAUAGCGCGACUGAACGGGCUUAA